Molecule: messenger RNA, 1400 nt
Organism: Phialemonium atrogriseum
Lineage: Eukaryota; Fungi; Ascomycota; Sordariomycetes; Cephalothecales; Cephalothecaceae
Exons: 2
Coding region: 25-1038 (337 amino acids)
Source: RefSeq, a predicted model, not a curated record
UGAAACAUUCCAAGAGUUCCAACGAUGGCGAGACUAAAUCCAUCCCCAACCCCUUCCACUCCACCACACCCCUUCCUCCCCCCCCCCCUCCUCCUCCUCCUCCUCCUUGCAACAACCCUCACCCUCCCGCACCUCACCCUCGCCACCCCCUCCUACGUCUACGGCGACCUCACCGACGCGGCCCCCUUCUCCCUCCCCGCCGCGCUCUUCCGCGACCUGACGGCCCACCCGGCCGCGACCGCCAACGCGUCCAUCGCGGGCUACAACGUGUCUGCCCCCGCGGGCACGGACGCCGGCGCCGGCGCGCCCCUGCCCGGCUGGACGCUCGCCGCCGCCGUGGCGCCCGACGUGCCGCUCGCGGCGUCGGGCAACGCGUCGGUCGAUAAGAGGAAGUUCACGGUCGCGACGACGCUGGGCAUCGCGGCGCCGCCGCAGCUGCUGGCCGGGGGCGGGGGGGCGCUGGUGCUGGAUCCGAGCUGGAGGGUGUGCGCUACGGUGUAUGUCGGCGGGAUCCUGGGGGCUGCUGAGGGGGACGGGCUGCUGAAGACGCAGGGGAGCUGCUCCGAGGUGCUGCCGGGCGACUGCCUGAAUGAGAUGAUGGUGGCGGCGGUGACGAGCGGGGUGGAUGUCGAGGGGCGGUGUACGAAUCCCGGGCUGCAGAGGAAGUGUGUGGGGAUUAUUGGCGCCGAUGGGGAUGGCCCAUCUUUCCCUCUCACGGAGAGCAUCAUCUCUGCCAGGUCAUUUUUUGAGUACGGGUCCUCGCCCACCGAGAAGGGCAACGAAUCGGCGCUGGCGGAGGCGACUGGGACUAUCUGGCCGGUCGUCAUCGCAUGGGCGCACCUCGCUGAAAACGGCGAGAUGCAGUCCACUAACGCGUACGUGUCCUGCGUGCGUGCCUCGAACACGGUCGGCGGCUCUGGAUCGGUGGAUGGCGGGGGGGCUGGUGCGGGCGGGGAGAACGUCGGUGCCACGAGCGCCGGCCUCUCGCGAUGGGCCUUGAUUGUGGCCGUCGGUGUGACGUUGUGGAUGGCGGCAUAGUUGGACUUCCGGCUGAAGCUUGCGGCACCAGCUCUUCUGACUCCAGCUGUAAGAUGUGGCUGGUUCCUGGUGCAUGUCGUGGCGCUGUGUUGGCAACAUCAUCCUUUCACUCCCCGUUUCCGCAUUCUUAUACCCCUAACUGGCCCAUUCGGCGCCCAAGGAGUCUGGGAGAUGGAAUUUUAAACCCCUUUGAUUCAAAAAGAUGACACUGUUGUCUAAUUAUGGUGUCAUUUUGAGGGUCGACUCAACAGUGAUCUUUUGAGACGGAACAAGUCAGGGGUCAGGGGUCAGGUCCGAUCCCCGCCACAAACUUCGACAAUUUGUGGGACGAUUAACGAUAAUGAUAAUGAACAAACUGCUUG